Phragmites australis (common reed) is the source of this 1061-nucleotide messenger RNA. RefSeq names its product soluble inorganic pyrophosphatase-like. Gene Ontology annotation, cellular component: cytoplasm. The record is from RefSeq and is a predicted model, not a curated record. The transcript has 7 exons. Bases 99 to 782 code for a protein of 227 amino acids. Gene Ontology annotation, molecular function: inorganic diphosphate phosphatase activity; magnesium ion binding. Gene Ontology annotation, biological process: phosphate-containing compound metabolic process. NCBI's taxonomy places the organism in Eukaryota, Viridiplantae, Streptophyta, Magnoliopsida, Poales, Poaceae.
GUGACCGCGCGGAAGCUGCGAUCGCCCAGCCAGGUGUUGCCGAGCGCGAGGUGAAACGAGCGCCGUUGACCAGCCCGCCCGUUAGAGCGAGAGCGAAAAUGAGCCAGGAGAGCGGAGCCAACAGGCGCGCCGCCGACGCCGUGGAGCAGGCGAUGGAAGCGCUCGAGGUGGAGCCGAAGCGCCGCGCGCCGCGACUGAACGAGAGGAUCCUCUCGUCGCUGUCGCGGAGGUCCGUCGCCGCGCACCCCUGGCACGACCUCGAGAUCGGUCCUGAAGCCCCGUCCGUGUUCAACGUCGUCGUGGAGAUCACCAAGGGGAGCAAGGUGAAGUACGAGCUCGACAAGAAGACGGGGCUCAUCAAGGUGGACCGGAUUCUGUACUCGUCCGUGGUGUACCCUCACAACUACGGCUUCAUCCCCCGGACGCUCUGCGAAGACAACGACCCCAUGGAUGUCCUCGUCCUCAUGCAGGAACCAAUUCUUCCCGGCUCCUUCCUCCGGGCCAGGGCCAUCGGCCUCAUGCCUAUGAUAGACCAGGGAGAGAAGGACGACAAGAUCAUAGCCGUCUGCGCUGACGAUCCCGAGUACCGCCACUUCAACAAUCUCAGCGAGCUUUCUCCUCACCGCCUUCAGGAGAUCAGACGCUUCUUCGAAGACUACAAGAAGAACGAGAACAAGGAGGUGGCCGUCAAUGACUUCUUGCCCGCCACUGAAGCUCGUGAUGCCAUCCAGUACUCCAUGGAUCUGUACGCGCAGUACAUUCUGCAGAGCUUGCGGCGGUAGAGCUUGCCAUUUUUCUGUCUGCCCGCUCUUCUGCGAGCUGAAGCAAAGCCUAUAUCAUCAGAACAUUUGGGAUCCGAUCAACAUCCAAGUCACAUGAGUUGUCACGCAUGUUGACCAUCUUUUCCCAGCGAUGUUUCAGUCUGUAUCUCUGUAUUAAUCAUUUGGAAAUUUAUCCACAGUGUGGUUUGAUCUAUGUACUCCUCUCCUACAUUUUUUACAGAACGAACAAAUAAAAGAAUAAUCUACCAUUUUGUUGUUUGGUCGACCUUCUGACCUGAA